AAGGCAGCAUCCGCGCUCUCCACCUGCCCGAUGUGCGCAUGCGUCAUGCCCAUUUGCAGCGACUCGCUCUCGCAGUCAGCCAACCCGCGCAUCGUUAUCCAGGCCGAGCUGUCAUCCACGUCCCGUCCUCUCCAGACGAGCACCGUGUUUAUCCACACCGUACCCGGCGGGGCCCCGGUGAUCCAGGUUGAUUUCCCUGCGGAGACGUAAAGGCUGUUGUCGAGACAUUUACUCCCGCAGCGAACGAGACGGCUUUGAGAUGAAGUUGGAGAGGGGUUGGAUGUGGUGUGCGCUGCUCCUGUCCUCGCUCGCCGUAGCAGCUGUGGCGACCCAGGAGAAGCAGUUGGAGGUUGAUAUUUCAGAUAUCUUCGAUGAAGAUAUAGGGUUGGACCAGGAAGAAUUAAAUGUUCUGAUGGCAGAGGAGGAGGAGGUGGAGGAGGCGGAGGAGGCGGAGGAAGAGGAGGAGGCGGCGACAGUGAUGGACGAAGACCACUCGGACGAGACAGACGGGACAGCAAGUGGCAAGGCUGAAAUGGAUGCAAAUGUCUCCUUCCAGGUAACAUACAAGACUCCCGUCCCUACUGGAGAUGUCUACUUUGCAGAGACGUUUGAUGAUGGUUCACUGGAAAGUUGGCAGCUGUCAAAGACAGUGAAGGGGGAUGCAGAUGAUGACAUCGCCAAAUAUGACGGGAAGUGGGCUGUGGAGCAGCUGAAGGAGAACAAAGUUCCAGGAGACCAAGGUCUGGUGCUCAAGUCCCGGGCCAAACACCACGCCAUCUCUGCAAUGCUGAACAAACCCUUUGUCUUCCAGGAUGAACCUCUGGUUUUACAGUAUGAGGUGAAUUUCCAGGAUGGUAUCGACUGUGGUGGAGCAUACAUCAAACUGCUUUCAGACACUGGCAAUCUCAAUCUGGAGCAAUUCCAUGACCGUACACCGUACACCCUAAUGUUUGGACCAGACAAGUGUGGGGAGGACUACAAGCUGCACUUCAUCUUCCGCCACAACAAUCCUCUGAACAAAGACAUGGAGGAGAAGCACGCCAAGAGGGCUGACGUCGACCUCAAGAAGUUCUACACUGACAAGAAGACGCACCUCUACACUCUGGUCCUGAACCCAGACAACAGCUACGAGAUGUUCGUAGACCAGUCCAGUGUGAGCCGCGGCAAUCUGCUGAAUGACGUGGUGCCUCCAGUCAACCCCCCCAAAGAGAUCGAUGACCCACAUGACUCUAAGCCGGAGGACUGGGACGAGAGGGCCAAGAUUCCUGACCCUGAGGCGGCCAAGCCCGAUGACUGGGACGAAGAUGCUCCAGCAAAGGUUGAAGACCCCGACGCUUUGAAGCCAGAGGGCUGGCUGGACGACGAACCAGAGUUUGUGUCCGACCCGAGCGCCGAGAAACCAGAAGACUGGGACGAGGAGAUGGAUGGAGAGUGGGAAGCCCCGCAGAUUCCUAACCCCGCCUGUGAGACGGCCCCCGGCUGUGGGGAGUGGAAGCGUCCCCAGAUCAACAACCCUCAGUACAAGGGCAAGUGGAAAGCCCCUCUGGUGGACAAUCCCAACUAUCAGGGAGUCUGGAAGCCGCACAAGAUCAAUAACCCAGAUUAUUUUGAGGACCUGCAGCCGUUCAGGAUGACACCUUUCAAGGCCGUGGGCCUGGAGCUCUGGUCCAUGACCUCAGAUAUCUACUUUGACAACUUCAUUAUCACCUCUCACAAGGAGGUGGCCGACCGCUGGGCCUCCGACAGCUGGGGGCUGAAGAAGCUGGUGGCCAGCGCUAACGAGCCGGGGAUUUUUGCUCAGCUGAUGAUUGCAGCAGAGGAACGACCGUGGCUCUGGGUGAUUUACAUUCUGACAGUUGGCCUGCCUGUCGGAUUGGCUGUGCUCUUCUGCUGGCCAAAGAAAUCAGAUGACGACUACGUUUACAAGAAGGUGGAUCCUCCCCGGGCUGAUAUAGAAGAAGAGGAAGAGGAGGAUGAAGAAGAAGAAGAGGAGGCAGCAGGAGAUGAGGAAGACAAAGCAGCUAAGGCUACAGAAGGAGCUCCAGCUGCAGCAACAGAAGAGGCUGAGGAGGAGGAGGAUGAAGCCGAUGCAGGAGGUGACAAUCUAGAGGGGGAUGAUGAUGAGGAGGAGGAGGAUGAAGAAGAGGAGGAGGAAGAAGAAGAAGAAGAGGAGGAGGAGGAGGCAGCAGAAGAGGAGAGCAAAGCUCCUGAGAGAACAUUAGAAGAGGAGGUUUGUGUAAUUCCGAAGGAGGGAGGAGACGUCGCUGAAGAGAGCCACAAACAAGCUGUGCGAAAGAGGAGGGUACGGAAAGACUGAGGAGGUGAACGCGCCUCCUGUCUCCCCCAAUGCGGAAGGGUGGAAGGGCCGUCUCAGCUGCUGCUCCACCCUCUCUGAGGAGAGCAGCACGCAUUUCCUCCAAACCACCCGGUAGCCUGCAGUCACCCCGGCUGCCCCAUCUCCCUCGGCUACACCCAUCACAGGACCGCAGUCUCCCACACCACAUCCUGCAUCCCCUCAUCUCGUCCAGUCUCUUCCUCCUGCCUGCUCAUUGAAUGAUUGGAUGAACCCCCUGGAGAUUCUGUGCAUUUAGAUGUUUUUCCUCCUCCAUCCCGAGCUUCCACGCUUUCUUCAUCCUUCUUCUCUUCUCUCUGCUGUCAAAUAUGCCUGUCAGCCUGAAAAGGCCCACCUCUUCCACCACUGUUCCCUGUUCACCCCGUCUCUGCUGUCAGCCUUCUCUCUGAAUAUACGCCAUCAUAGUUCUACCAGUCGGUCUCCUCUGAGAGUGAUGGCAGCAGACGGUCUGCGCUGCUGCCGGCUCCAGUUGUUCAUACAAUUUUACAGCAUAUCAUAGGGGCUGCAUCUCAGAGGUUUCUUUAUUCUUGUGUCCUUUUGUUUUAAAGAACAUGUUCGAGAACACAGUUUGGCAAACUUCCCACCUUGUUUGAAAUUGUUCUAGUUUCAAGAACAGACCGGGAGGAGAGGACGCCAGGCUGCUAGGAGAGGCUGUUUGAGAUUUAUUUGCAGAGUCGGGGCAUUUCAGCUGAUAAAUUGCCUCAGCUUAGGUUUAAAAGUUUACCUCUUUGAAAUGGAUGUUCUGUUUAGAUUUUAGGUAGUUUGUUUGUAAGGAGCAUCAGUUACUUUUGGGUUUUUUUUUAUAGCAAUUUAAGAAUUGAGGAUUAACACAGACGACACUAUUUAUUGGUUUUGUUUAAGAUUUAUGUUAUGCUGGUAAGAAUAAAGAUUUAAUAUUGCAGUGUUUGGAAUGACUCUAGCCAGUGUUCUUAAAUAUGAUAUGCCACUGAUGUGCUUAUUCUGAACCUAGAUCUGUUCCAAAGGUCUAGGUCUGAUCGAAACACUGAAUGCCUUGGCCAUCAGUUGUCAAUAAGACAGGAUUAGUGGGUUUCUGCAGCAAACCGCUGGAUAUUAAACAUGUCUCAUUCAGUCAGCACACAGCAGCGCUUUUCCAGAAUAUCUAGACUAGCUGGAGUUAACAUCCAAGAUUAUUGCCUGGGAAAAACAUUAAUGAUAAUUUAUUUGUUUUAUAUUAUUGUCUCAAGCUUUUGUAGUUCAUGUUUUUUGCCAGAUUCUGGCAGAAAUCCUUGUUUACAUUUGUUUGCAAAUUGUACAUUGCUCUUGAAAAUAAAACUAUUUAAUACAAAAAAAAAAAAAACUCUCAGAAUAUAUUCUCUUG
Anoplopoma fimbria (sablefish) is the source of this 3692-nucleotide messenger RNA. It is a transcript of the gene clgn, whose product is annotated as calmegin. The transcript is spliced from 15 exons. Gene Ontology annotation, biological process: protein folding. Lineage: Eukaryota; Metazoa; Chordata; Actinopteri; Perciformes; Anoplopomatidae. Gene Ontology annotation, molecular function: calcium ion binding. The record is from RefSeq and is a predicted model, not a curated record. Gene Ontology annotation, cellular component: endoplasmic reticulum membrane; endoplasmic reticulum. Bases 260 to 2317 code for a protein of 685 amino acids.